GUAUUUCUCUUUAUUUGCUUAAUGGAAUCAGGCCUUGUGCUCAGCAUCAUCCCUUGCCUGGAUGGCUGUGACAUGAGGUCAGGAAUCUGAAUCCCUGGGAAUGCUCCAGGCGUCAGUAGCCAGAUGAGUUGCACAAACAGAAAAUCUGUGGGUGGGGGGGACAAGCAUCCUCAGCAUUUGGCAAGAAAAAGGAGCAGUGCUGUGAGAGGAUACUCAGCCAGCAGGGGAGGGAGCUGGAGAGAGAGGCUUUGUUUUCCCUCUUAAUGCAUGAUCCUCUGUGCUGGGACAAGAGAGUGAGCAGGAGCAGUUACCGGCUGCCUGCCCAACCCUUUUGAUCCAGAGGAGACAGAGGUGCUCUGUGGGAAGCAAGGAGAAACAUAAGGAUGGAGUCAGAACAGGAGAGAUGAGAGGAGGACUGCUACCGACCCUAAGCGCAGCUGAAACCAGAAGGAAAUGAGUUGCCUCUACGCUUGCUUCAGAGACAAAGGUCCUCGCACAGAGACAGAAGCUAUGAAAAGACAAAGCUCUGGUCAGGAGCACGAGAUUAUGGAAUUGCAAGAAGCUAACGUGGAGGAAAGUGAGGCUGAUCAUGACAAGCCUCUAAAUGCUCAAACAAGAAAGGAGAGAAAUCCCUGGAAAUCAUGCAGGAAUGUAGUUUUCUGGAAGUGUAAACUAUGGAUGGUUAUAACUGCAAUUUUUCUAGUAUUCUUCCUGGUCAUUUUCAUCAGCCUAGUUCUUUACUCUAAUGUUUACAUAGAUGAGGAUGACUACUGGGAUCCCGAUGCACUACUAAAUAGUGGAAAUUGCCGCAAUUUUUCAGGAACAUUGGAGUUAAUGUGUGGUCUACCACACCUUUUCUCUGAAGACAUUACUAAGAGGUUAACAGAUGUCUACAGUUCAUCUCCAGCUCUAGGACGCUACUUCAGGUCAGCUCAGGUGGUUUAUUUCAGUAAUGAAAGCUCCACUGUAUUUUAUCAGCUAAAGUUUUCUGUGCCACCAUCAACAGAGGGGUUUAUGGAAAACACAAUGAACCCAGAUUUUAUAAGGAAUGUCUUGCGUCAAAAUAUUUAUGAUGAAGAUGAUACCUCUAAUCCUGGGACAGCUGAAUGUAACAGGUUAAAGCUUGACCCGACUUCUCUCACGUUAACAUGUAAGUUCUGUACAACAGAGACUGUUCCUUUACAACGAGCAGAAGUAUUUACUUGAAAGAAGGGAAAUCUUGCUGUAAAGAUGUUGAGUUUUCUUAGUAAAUAUAUUUAUUUUAUUUAUAUUUAUCUAUUUUAAUAAAAGAGUAUUUUUUUUAGAAAAAGUAAAAAGAAAGUUUUUAAGAAAUUUUUUCUAUGCUUUGCUUAUAACCUAGGAUUCACUGUUUGGUCCUCUGAUGAGAAAGGGAAUAGCAGUGAGACUGGUUAGCUACGGACUCCAACUAAACUUUUCAGAUCUCCUCUUGCAUUUUCUGCACACAAAGAAAAACUCCUGAUAUAUAUGUGUACCAUAACAGGGAGCCAAAUAAUUAAAAAACUUCCUCCUGAUUGCGUAUUCAUAAUCGAAUCCUUAUAAAUUUGAAACCAAGUAGAACAGAGUAAGUAAUUUGGGAGUGAACUUCUGAUGUUUUUUCCCCGUCAAGGAUGAAAAGCCUCCAGAUUUUUGUCUUUUCAGAGUUUUUGGGGAAAAUGUAUUAUGCGCAGAGAUACUUUUUAAGGGAACCAAACAUUCAUUUUUCCAGAUUUUCUAGGUAGUGGUUCCAAUGACUGCCAGUGACAAGGCAGUGAUUCCAAUGCAUUUAGAUUUGCCUUGAUUGAAAUGUCCCGGUAAAAGUCCGAUGAACUUUGCCGUUUCACUUAAAACAAUGCAUGGAGCUGCUUCCCCACACACCCACUUUACUGAGCCGCACCUGCGUGGUUUUGGAGUAAUUCUAGGCAUCACCAUACAACGUAUGUAAAUAAGAUUUGCACUAACUCAUGUUGACUUUUCUCAGUACUCUUAUCAAGGGACAGGAGAGUAACAAGUCAUGAGUUCCAGUUCUCAGUAUCGUUUUGUUCCUUGUAUACUGAUUGAUUUCAGAAAAAAAUGCAGUGUAAAAGGGACAGGAAAGAAUAUGCUGAAAUAACUAUCUAAAAUUUCAUUUCAAUGUUAAUAUUGUACUGUUUUAACUUUCAGAGAAAUGACGGAAAGACUCCUCAUCUUCCUCACCGCCUAGAAGAGAUGGGCUUCUCCUACCUGUUAGUAAUCACAGGAUAGGGAGCUAUUCAUUAGGCAGAAACACCGCUAAAGAUGUCCUGUAAAUACCAUCUGUGAUGCAAUAUUGUAAAUAGAGAAUGUGGUAUAUUUAUAACAGUGUUGUACUCCUAUAACACCACUACCUCCUCCUGUAUUGUUGUUCUGAUAUCUCAAUAACCCAUUUCACCCCUGUGAAAACAAAAUAUCUUGUCUGAUGCAUGCUCUGUUGACUUUGAAACCUCUGCUUUGUCUUGCCUUACAAUUAAAUCUCGAUUCCCCCCACCAGCUUUAAAAGCAGACUUGCACGUGGCUCCUUUCUUCUUCUCUUGGCUUAUCCAAAAUUAUCUGCACAGGUUCAUGCUUAAUGCUCACUUUCACCCAUGCUCAUGUCUGUUACUUUUUCUCUUCUAACUUCAUAUGCCACAUUUCCCUGUUGUUCUUUCCUCCUAAAACAGCCUGAAAACUUAAAUACUCUAUUUUCUUUAAUUACAUGCAAGUCCUUUGCACUAACUACUAAAGUGAGCUUCAACUCUGAUCGUUCCCUUGCUCAUGGUAUCUGCUCUAUUUUUCUCAUCUUUAAUAUGAAAUAGAAAUGCAGCAAGAAAUGUUGGGAAGACACAUGUCUUGUUCACUAGUGCACCUGAAUGCUACAUGGAUCUUUCGAGGGUCACAUUAGCUGCGUGCUUUAAUAAUUAGCUACUAGUACUAGUGAAUAGACAGCUCUUUGACCUGCAUUUGUAAAUUCAAAGAGAAACUAGUCUACAGCCUUAAUUAUAGUCCCUGUGCCAGCAGUGGGGAUGAAAAUGAACAGAUGCAAGAUAUUUGCCUUAAUAAGGCAGCAAACAGUUGUUCUUGUUGACAAGAGAUGGGGUGAGAUGGCCCAGUGCCAAGAGGAAGGCGCUGAAGCAGAACGUGUAGGCCAGUGUGGAGUGACAGUUAUAGCCAAUAACUGGAUAUAACAUGACAAUUAAAAAUUAAGCAUGAACUUUAUGCAGAAUGGAAUGGAUUCACUACCAUGCUAGUGAAGUAUAGUUUCUUAUUGUUUUUUUAUAAUAUGUUAGUCCUGUUGGAUAGACAAACGUAUUUUACAAAACCUUUUGUAUUGUGAGAAAUGUCUUAUGGGAAAUUGUGUUUCUCUUUUUCUAAUACUACUGGUUUAUUUAAGGAGUAAUCUGACAAUUUUACUGUGUAUUAAAUUAUUUAUUUUUA
This is a messenger RNA of Falco peregrinus (peregrine falcon), 3429 nucleotides long. RefSeq names its product chromosome 4 C3orf52 homolog (gene C4H3orf52). The transcript is spliced from 6 exons. Bases 454 to 1206 code for a protein of 250 amino acids. The record is from RefSeq and is a predicted model, not a curated record. Lineage: Eukaryota; Metazoa; Chordata; Aves; Falconiformes; Falconidae.